This is a messenger RNA of Cottoperca gobio, 2840 nucleotides long. RefSeq names its product potassium channel modulatory factor 1 (gene kcmf1). Gene Ontology annotation, biological process: synaptic signaling. The transcript has 7 exons. The record is from RefSeq and is a predicted model, not a curated record. Bases 246 to 1415 code for a protein of 389 amino acids. Lineage: Eukaryota; Metazoa; Chordata; Actinopteri; Perciformes; Bovichtidae. Gene Ontology annotation, cellular component: plasma membrane. Gene Ontology annotation, molecular function: zinc ion binding.
UUUGUGCAUUGCACGAGCGCCCGAUGAGUUCACGUGGGAGUGCGCCGCCUAGUGUCCACGCGCAGCGACCAGCGACACUCUGGGAGGGGAAGCAGAACAAACUGUAAGCUGCUGGCGGAUCCAUCUUGCUCGAAACAGAGGCGAGGGGGAAGGCUUUUUUCUUCCAGUUUAGUAUAUAAAAUACUGUAUAGUUCCCCGUGAACUACGCUGGGGAGCCCGAGGAGGGGCUGUGCGCCGUUUGUAGGAUGUCCCGACAUGAGGGUGUGAGCUGUGAUGCGUGUUUAAAAGGGAACUUUAGAGGAAGACGGUUCAAGUGUUUAAUUUGCUACGACUACGACCUGUGCGCAUCGUGCUACGAGAGCGGAGCCACAACAACAAGACACACCACAGAGCACCCCAUGCAGUGUAUAUUAACCAGGGUAGACUAUGACUUGUACUAUGGAGGAGACACUUUUUCAGUAGAGCAACCGCAGUCAUUCACAUGUCCUUACUGUGGCAAGAUGGGCUAUACAGAGACGUCCCUACAGGAGCAUGUCACCUCAGAACAUGCAGAGACUUCCACAGAGGUGAUCUGCCCAAUAUGUGCUGCCUUGCCAGGGGGGGACCCCAACCACGUCACAGAUGACUUUACAGCUCAUCUCACACUUGAACACAGAGCGCCAAGAGAUUUAGACGAGUCCAGCAGCGUUCGACAUGUACGCAGGAUGUUCCACCCUGGAAGAGGUCUGGGCGGUCCCAGAGCACGGCGGACAAAUAUGCACUUUACUAGCGGCUCCACAGGCGGACUGUCAUCCUCCUCAUCACAGAGCUCCACCUACACCCCCAGUAACAGAGAAGCAAUGGACCCAAUCGCAGAGUUGUUGUCUCAGCUGUCAGGUGUGCGGCGUGCAGCAGGGGGGCAAAUAAACUCAUCAGGGCCUUCAGCCUCGCAGCUCCAGCAGCUCCAGAUGCAACUGCAGCUGGAGCGGCAGCAGGCUCAGGCAGCACGGCAGCAAGUGGAGACGGGACGCCACGCGACACGGCGCGGCAACAACCCAGGCAACACCGGCACCGCCAUCCCUCCACCCAACACGGCAUCUGCCAACACUGCCGCUGUGGGGGAAAACAACCCCUCAUCCUCGUCCCACAACUCCCAGUUCCUAUUAGCACGGUUGAAUGAACCUAAGAUGUCUGAAGCAGAGCGGCAGUUUCUAGAAGGAGAGCGCGCCGACCGCAGCCUGUUUGUCCAGGAGCUGCUUUUGUCCACGCUGAUGCACGAAGAGAGCUCCUCUUCUGACGAGGACGAGCGGCGAGACUUCGCCAGCUUCGGAGCUAUGGGCUGCGUGGAUAUCAUGCCUUUAGAUGUGGCGUUGGAGAACCUCCAGCUUCGAGAGAGCAGCUUUACGGGGAAGGAGCCUCCGCCGCCGCCUCUUUGAUGUCCGAGCAUCGAGCAGACUGUGUCCUCUCUGCUGCAACUGUCAGUGAUGGGCAGCAAACAGCAGCAGUCCUCCCUGGCCUCACCCUCCUUCCUCCCCCCUCUAUUUUCUGAGUUUGUUUUUGGUGAUUGUAAUUUCAGGCCUGUCACCAUUUUUGUUACAUUGUAAGCAAAAAUAAAUGAGAGCAAGUGGGAUAAAUGUGCGAGUGCGCAAUAGCAACUGAGUGAGCGAGCGAGAGAAGAGAAAUAUAUAAAUAUAUAUAUAAAAUAUAUAUGAAGUUGAUAAUCAAUCCACAUAACGUUUCUUUUCUUUAUCAGGUAAACGUCACAGGCAGCUGUGGCAGACCUUUGCUUCCUGUGACAAACUGCUCUACGUAUAAAUACUCCACAUUCAAAAGUCAAGAGGGCAUAGGCUCCUCCGAUGAAGCUGCUGUGUGUGUUUAUGACUAUUAAUAAAUAAAAAGUGCUUGGAUGGGUUACCAUAACUACUGCAUGCAGUUAUUUGCAGCGUGCAUGACCUUUAAUGACCCCGUCAUUAAAACCUUUUGUUUUUAAGAUCCAAAGCGUUCAACUGUUUUAAAAUGAGAUUUCAAACAUGGUUCAUUUUUGGAAAUUUACAGAAAUGUAACGUGUUAGGUUUUCUUUGGACGAGCAUUUAUAAUGAAGAGGACACAAUUGGAUUCUGCAGCUUCUGAAAAAUGUCUGCGACGUGUCUCGGCUCCAGAACGCCUUCGCCGUCUGAAUACGUCGAUGACUUCAUGCAUCAGAAUGAUGAAGACGAGCAACAGAAGAGAGCUUGCCUCUGAUUUCUUCCUGGAUGUUUAUGUUUAGUGACAAGCUGCUUAGGCACGGUAUACUUUUAUUAUUUGUAGAUGAGUACAGUUGCUCCUUCACACUAGUUUCAGGCAUUCACUCUGCUGAUGUACAGGCCCGGUGACGCACCACAUGCUUUAGACGCUUGUUUGGAUUUCUUCGCUGGGUAACGGGAGGGUGAGACUCCACGCUGCAGUUUUGUUUUCUUAUUCUUUCUGCUAAGGUUAGCACUUUCUAUUUAUUCAUGUUUGUUUUCUGAGCCUUCAUAUGAAUCAUACUUUUACCCUCUAUGUAAAAAUACAAUGAGAUGUAUAUUGAGUUUGUGCGUUAACUUUCAUAAAGACAUGGGCAGACCUCUUUUUUUUAAAUGUAAUUUAGAAUGCAAUAAAUAUAAACUGCGCACAGCUUCUGAUGAAACCAAGAGACCGUCACACUUUUGCACCUUGUGUUGUGAGAUAUUUGUGUUUGUCACAAUAAUUCGAUGGUACGUAAACGUCUGCUUGAAGAGGAAGGAUGGGAACAUUUACGACUUCAGCCUCUAACAUGUUUUUUUUAACCCUCUUUAGCAUUUCUAAGUAUAUAAAUAUUGAAUAAACUGUUUAUAAAACUAUAA